Messenger RNA from Cynoglossus semilaevis (tongue sole), 9142 nucleotides. It is a transcript of the gene hivep1, whose product is annotated as HIVEP zinc finger 1. Lineage: Eukaryota; Metazoa; Chordata; Actinopteri; Pleuronectiformes; Cynoglossidae. Gene Ontology annotation, molecular function: RNA polymerase II cis-regulatory region sequence-specific DNA binding; DNA-binding transcription factor activity, RNA polymerase II-specific. Gene Ontology annotation, cellular component: nucleus. The record is from RefSeq and is a predicted model, not a curated record. Gene Ontology annotation, biological process: regulation of transcription by RNA polymerase II.
GGAAGAAGGAAAUGCAACCAGUGUGUUACACCAACGGCGGGACAACCAGUCGACUGUGUUCGCCAAAGUCAAGGGUCCAGUGUGUUCAUGUCUGGCCUCCCUUUUCCCACUUCCCACUCGGGGACUAAGGAUGUCGUCACGUUUCCAGUUGGGAGUCGUACCCGGGCCCACAGGUGCCCAGUGGAAACUCUGCAGUCAUUAACUGACACUGAUGACCAUGGCAGGGGUUCAAGGAUGCUAACGGAGCUGGAGCCAAUCACAGCAGAGAGCAGGAGGAGCCGUUGCCGCCUUCGAGCUGAGCUCUGAAAGCUGCCCGUGUGGCGGCCGUCGGGAGCCCCCUUUGUUCGGCUGUGUUCACCCCCUAGCUGGGAGGCGGAGACGGGACCCCCGCUGACGUCAGAGGGCCUGUCUGUUUCCUGCAAUAGAAAGUGAGCGACAAGGUGAAGCUGCUGUUCCCCGGGUUUACUGCCUGCUUCAAGUAUAAGAUGUUCCCAGACUGUGGCUCAGCUGUCGAGUCGUCUCGAGGUCCAGCGUUAGACGCCGCUUUCUCCACGAUGCACCUGUGAACUGAGGCGGAAAGAUGCCGCGCACCAAACAGAACAACCCCAAAAAUUUAAAAGAUAAAAUUGAAGAGGCACAGAAAGAGCUUAAGGACCCCAAAGCCUCACAAAAAGGUGUACCUGAAAGUAACCGCCGAAAUGCGGAUAGUAUAAAAGGCCUGAAGAGGAAAAAGAUCGUUGCAGAGAACCAGCUCAAGAAAAUUCCCAAAUCUCCAGUGAAGAAGCCCCUGCAGUCGAAGGCCUCUGAAGCUGUGCUUCACGGAGCGUCGUCCAAGGAAACCCCGCCCUCUCCCAGCAGUCCGUCCCACAGUCCCUCGACCCGAGACCCACGCGAUGACCCACCUGUUGCUCCGCCCCCUGAGGAGGGAUCACCUGCAGCUGACGCUGAACGGUUGAAGAGGGAAGAAACGUCGUCCAGGCCACCGUCGCUGCAGCCCGCCCAUGUUGAGGAGAGCUCGUUGAUUACCGCCGCGGCGUCUCAGCCCAAAGACAUCCAGAGCCCAGAACCCUGCCCCGAGAGAGCGUCAUACCACAGCAGUGCUCCGCUUGAUGUUCUGCUCAAAGCCAUGGAGCCGGACUUGAGUUCACUUGCAGAGAGGAAAAAUGCCUUGCAGGUGGCAGCCAUUGGACAACCAGUCCCCGCUCUUCACGCUCAGUCCAGCGCUGAAUUACCGGCGAUGCCAGCUGUCAACGUCGGUCUGCAGCCCCACACUUCCCACUUGCAGACGUAUUACAUAGACAAACAGGGAAACGUUAUCGGCAUUGCGGCGCCGCUACAGGGAAGUGUGCAGGCGGCUACACAGGGUACGCCACAGUUCAUGCCUGUGGUUUCAAAUGCAGAAAAGCCCGCCUUGCACAUGAGCUUUAACACCGGACCAGCCGCUCUAACUCACGCUCCCGUUCCCUCUGGGUCCAGUACUUUGCCACAGAGCCAGCCGCCCAUCGUGCAAACGUGCCAGUCUCUUUCAGCCAGCGUUCCCAGCACCAUUCAGGUCCCAGUUACACCUGGCAGCAACCAAGUUCAGGUGGCCACCGUCAUGAACUUUGCUGCCGAACAGCUCUCCAAGGAACAAAAGCCUAAAAAGCCAGGAAAAUAUGUCUGUGAAUACUGCAGCCGGGCCUGUGCAAAACCCAGCGUGUUGCUCAAACACAUCAGGUCCCACACAGGGGAAAGACCGUACCCUUGUGUGACGUGUGGCUUUUCGUUUAAGACCAAGAGCAACCUAUACAAGCACAAGAAGUCUCAUGCUCACGCCAUAAAACUGGGUCUAAUUGCACGCUUUGAAUCUGGAGGUGCAUCGCUCUCCCAGGAAUCUGACAAAGCCCUCGGUGCUCAUUCAGAGGUCGAAGAGAGCGGGGACAGUGAUGAGGAGGGCAGUACCGCGGACUUAGACCCCGACUCGUCCCAGAGCAGUCUGGCAGCACUGUCUGAAAUCAGUUUACAGAAUACAGGUACAAACCAGGCCAGUCACGGAGAAGGCGAGCCACCAGCCAUGUUUGACGCUGUCAAAACGGUCCCUGCCCAGAGGGCCUAUGAGCCAAAAGUGACAGCCGCCCUUCCAAAAGUUGUUGUAUAUCCAGUAAACGUCUCCCCUCAAAGAGCAGAUAGCCCACGAGUCACAGGUGCAGCGCCAGAACAGACCGCAGCUGCACAGCGGCAGCGAGACUUCCAGACGGCCAGUUUGAGGUCCAGCAUUACAGUCCUGUCAUCCCUGAAGGAAGUGGACGGUACUAAUCCCUCACUAGAUACUGUGAGUGAGGACGAAGACCAACAGUGCAAGUCCCCGCUGUUGGUUGGACAUGCUCAACUUCAGAGGCAACAAGCCACAGACUUCUCACAGCAGCAACAGCCCAAGUGUCUGCUCAGUCCACGCAGUCUGGGAAGCACGGAUUCCGGCUACUUCUCGCGAUCUGAAAGUGCUGACCAGGCAAUGAGUCCACCCAGCCCGUUUGUCAAGAUCACUCCUCCGGUGGACGUUGACAUCGUGAAGAACCCACAUCCUGUUCACCCCCCUGUGGUUGCCACAGUGAUGCAUGUAGCACCUGAUUCAAAGCCACGAGCUUCAGUUGGACAGAUGCGCCCCCCUCUGGAGGCCAAAGCUCUCUCCCUGGAGGAACGGAUCUCAAAGUUAAUAUCUGAUAAUGAAGCAGUAGUUGACAACAAGCAGCUGGACAGUGUCAAACCAAGAAGGACUUCACUUUCAAGGAGAGGGAGCAUUGAUUCUCCCAAGUCGUACAUAUUUAAAGACUCCUUCCAGUUUGAUCUAAAACCAAUGGGCAGAAGGUCAAGUUCCAGCUCUGACAUCCCUAAGUCCCCGUUUACCCCAACAGAUAAAUCUAAGCCAGUAUUUCUUCUCUCAGUACCUUCUCAGUACCCGCCAAUGGAUUGUUUGCCAAUUACGAGGAGUAACUCUGUGCCGACCACACCUGGACACUCUGCACUUCCUGUCAACGUUGCCCCUCUGCCCCACCCUUUGCGAAUUUGCCAGUCAUUUGAUGAGAAGUUUAGUUCAUUCAAUGACGAUGUAUUUUCGCCAACCCCAGCAACUCCAAAUUCAGCGAUGCAUUCUCGUAUGUUAGUCAGACAGGUGGCAGUGGAGGACUUCUCUACAGCAGAGGGACACGGCCUCCCUACCGUUCGCUCGAUGGAUGAAGGCUACCACGGUCCGAGUAGUUCCGCCGAGGUCAUGCAAAGAAGCAGAUCUUUUGAGCACGGUCAGGACAGACACAGGAAGCCUCUGCAGAACAAGGGCACGAUGUACGAAUGUGAAACGUGUCGCAACCGGUACAGAAAAUUAGAGAAUUUUGAGACUCACAAAAAAUUCUACUGCUCUGAGCUCCAUGGCCCAAAGAACAAACCAAACGUCGUAAAAGACGCCGAUCAAGAUGUUUUUCACGUUGGCACGGCUCCGAGAUCGUCCAGUGGCUCAGGAAUCAUCGAUCAACAGACAUCGAUCAGAAAAAGAAGAAUAAUGAAAAGUGUUGGAGACGAGGAUGAUCAGUCGCCAACUGACACAAACCCACCUUGUCCUGUUUCUUUUGAUGUCCCAACAGCGGGACAACCCUACUCUCAGCAUGCCGUAAUAGUGGAUAUACAGCCAAAAACCAGUCAGUCGAAGCCACCUCCGGUUCAGCUCAUUGCAAGAGGUAUAAAUACGGCAGAGUCCAGACUGUCGCCGAUUCGAGAGACCCAGAUUAGCUCUUCUACUAAAGUUGAAAUGCAGAGACAAGGCAGUGGUACGUCGGUCAUUAGACACACCAACUCUCUUAGUAGACCCAAUUCAUUUGAGACAGAAUCAAUGGAUAGGGCGUCUCCCGUUGACCUUUUGGAGAGAGAUAAAAUGACUAAACCUAGGCCGAAUGUUUUGGCUGACAAGACUCAUGAAGAACUAUCUAAACCUAAAAGUACUGACCACAGAAAGCAAAUGAAGGAAAAAUCUACCGAUUGCACUGGACAGACAGCUGAAAGCUCCACCCCUGUCCAUCAGUCACGUUUGGUUCGUCAAAGCAACAUCCAGGUUCCUGAGAUUUUGGUCACAGAGGAGCCUGAUAGGGAGCACGAAACCCAAGCGUCCGAGUCAACGGAUAAACCUGCAGAUCAGUUCAACUGGCCUCAGAGAAGUGAGAGCCUGUCCAAACUCCCAGCAGAGAAACUGCCACCCAAAAAGAAAAGAAUUCGUCUUGCUCAAAUGGACCAGUCCUCGGGUGACUCCAGUUUUGAAUCCAGCCUCUCUCGAAGCUUAAGCAGAGAUAGUAGCCUUUCACGAUGUUCCAGCAUCUCGGCCUCUUUUGACAGAGACGAACCGUCAAGAUCAGAGAGUCCGUCCAGGGUGGAAUGUGUUGGCAAGAUGCCAGAGCCUCAAGGUAUGCCCAUUGUGUUCAACACUCUCGGUGUCCCUGGAAUGAUGAGACGCGCUGCCUCGGAGCAGAUCACCUGUACGCAACCAUCGGUGGAAAUUUCUUGUGAUUACCGUAGCAAAUCUUUUGACUGUGGCAACGUGUCUCCGAGCCGAUCUCUAUCACCAGCUGGCCAGCAUAAAAUUAGCAGUGUUCCCCAGGUGCCACUUAUCGAAAGGAGGCGGGGUCCACUGGUGCCGCAGAUGUCCUUAAAAAUUGGCCCAGAAAGUCAGCAACCUGUUCGGAAAUCCUUUAUACCUUUGGAUAAAACCCCCAUGACAAACGUUAGCUCUUUUACGCAAAACAGAAUGCAGCAGAUUCACAUUGCCAACAGACGUCCUUUGGUUCAGCCUUUUGUUCUGCAGAAGGGCGAGCCGCCGCUGCAGAAGAAUGAACAAAUGGUCCAGUGCAUCAAUUUGGGCAGCCCAACUCAGCAGCCUCAAGUUCACGGCCUUCCACACCCUUGGCACCAGGCAUCGAGGGUCCAGAUGUGUCAGAAGAUGCAACAACCGCUGAACCAAGUGUUGGUUUGUCAUGAGAACGUCCAAAGCAAAGCAGCGUGUUCUGAAGAAAAGACUUUUGUGCCCAAAUACCAAAUGCAGUGUCCUGCUAUGAGAGCCAGCCAAACGUUUUCAUUUUCCAACACACAGGGCGCUCAGAUCGCCCUGCCGGUCUUAACAAUACCCAUAGCCAACCCGAUGUUGAGCAUCUCAAAGUCUCCAGACGCCGUCCAGAAUGUCUACGUGGCUCAACCCAACCAACCAGGGGCCGAGAUGAAGAAACAAACUGUGGUGUUGUCCAGAGAACAGCAGAGACCGUCUUUUGAUCAGACCCCAGCAGCUCAUAUGCCGUUGCCACAGAUCCUGAUUACCCAUGAGCAGAUGCACCCAGCUCCCUCCGCCCCCAACAAAAACAGUCUCUCGUCCUCCAACAGCACGGAUGAUAGUCGCUCUCUGCCUUCUUCCAAGAAAGAUCGAACCCAAACUCAAGCGACUAACACUCACUUUGAGGACAGAGCGCUGCCUCACGGGUCUUUACAGUGCACGCAAAAACUGGCGUCGGUGACUCUGUGCCCACAGCACGAACCCACCGCUUCGAGUAAACGAAUGCUUUCUCCCGCCAACAGUCUGGACAUCUACAUGGAAAAACAUCAAAAGCGAGCGAAGGAUGAGCACGGCGUGGCCUGCCUGACUGACGGCAGGUCGGCCAACUAUCUGAAUUCCAAGAUGUCCGAAGUGACACGGCAGCGGAAGUUGAUGCUGGUGCGGCAGGUUUGCACCACGGAACCGGCGGACAGUCCGAUCGAAACCGAGGCUCCACCUCUGCCCGAGGUUAAUGCCGACGCAGUGAAGGAUUCUGAGGCCACGGACGAUGUGAAGCCCAUGUCCCCAGACAGCACCGGUCUGGAGAAAGACACGAGCACCGUCAUCCAUGAAGCCAACCAGGCUGUGAAUCCCACACCCAGAGUUCAGGGUGUUCCCGGCAUCACAGCUGGCGACUCACUGAGGCCCCAGGAGAAGGCUGAGGAACAGAGGUGGACGCCAGCCAAAUCCCCCAUUAAACCUUCCAGUUUCCAUGGCAGCCAGGUGAAACUGACCACGUCUGUGUCUGUGGUCAACACCAAAGACAGCCACCGUCUCUCCUUCCCGAGCCUGAAGACCACUACGACGUUCACGUGGUGUUUCCUGAUGAAGAGGAAACCUCUUCACCUCCCACAGGCGGACCUUAAGACGUCUGCGUAUGCCACGUGGACAAUAAGCCCCAACAACCCCAACCCUCUUGGGCUGCCCACCAAGGUGGUCAUGUCUCUGUUUGACUCCAAGCAGAGCUCCAAGAAAAUUCACUACACCUCAGCCAUAAGGACGAACGGGAAGAGUGACUUCCUGACGUAUUCGGGGAAGCUGAAAGAUGUCAUGCAGAGGCUACAGGUGACUCAGAGGUCAGUAUCAGCUGAGGGCAGAGCCAAGGUGCAGCCAGAAAGUCAAGCCAGCACCGACGUGGACAAGGACCUCGCGUCUAAAACGGAACCAAGACGUGUCAAAAUCUUCGACGGCGGGUACAAGUCCAACGAAGAGUACGUGUAUGUACGUGGGCGUGGGCGUGGCAAAUACAUCUGUGAGGAAUGUGGAAUCCGCUGUAAGAAGCCAAGCAUGCUGCGCAAACACAUCCGCACCCACUCUGACGUCCGGCCGUACCACUGUGUCCAGUGUAACUUCUCCUUCAAGACAAAAGGAAACCUGACCAAGCACAUGAAGUCCAAGGCCCACAGCAAGAAGUGCAUGGAGAUGGGUCUGCCUGAGGGUCUGACCGAGGACCAGGACGCAGAGGAUUCUGGAGACCGCAGUCAGGUGAGCAGCGCCGACCGUCAGGACUCUGACGGAGACGACUCCGACGGCCCCGAUGACGAGGAGAAUGACGACAACGAGGAGGAAGAGGAGGACAGCCAGGCCGAGUCGGGCCUGUCCACCAACCCGUCCGUCUCCGCCAGCCCUCAGCACGUCCCCUCCAAAGAGUCCGACGUCCCCCCCAGUGCCCUGCUGGCGCAGAUGUCCAUCAGCUCCGUGUCCCUCCCUCCCUCCCGGCCCGCAGCUCCAGAGUCCGGCGCCUCGGAGUCGGACUCUGUCCCCAUGCUCAGCCCGUUGUCCCUCGGCAGACAGAUCCCCAUCUCUGUCCCCUGCUACCGCCCCCUCCCACCCACCGUCACCACCGCCAUGUCCGAGUCCUGCACCUCAGACACAGAGUCGGUCCACAUGAUGAGUCCGGUGUCCCCCUGCAGGCAGAUGUCCAUCGACUACCCCGACUUUGACGUCCCCCCCAGUCCCCCAGUGACAGUGAAGAGCACCAGACCAGGACAGGACUCCUCUGGUUCCCCUCCUGCUGACUCAGGCGUACCCGUGGACCGCAGCACUCAGACCUCCUCGUUUGCCCCCCAAGGACUUGGACACUUUCCUCCGCAGGUCCUCUCCCAACCACCAGGGGCAGAAACACAGACCCAUCUCUUUAGUCACCUCCCCCUGCACUCCCAGCAGCCCUCCCGCUCCUCCUACAGCAUGGUACCAGUAGGAGGGAUCCAGCUGGUCCCUGCUGGUCUGGCAGCUUACUCCACCUUCGUGCCGCUCCAGGCCGGACCCGUCCAGCUCACCUUCCCGGCGGUGGGUGUCAUCCACCGAAACACCAGCCCCCUACCGCCCCCGACUGCUUCGCCUCAACCGGAGAGCCUGCGCCCUCAGCCUCUGGUGGUCCAGGAGCCCAUCAGCAGCGUUGUCCCUUGCUUCAACCUGGGCCAGGUGACCGGGCUGCAGGCUCAGACCAUACAGCCCAUGGGUCUGGAGACACUGAACCUCAUGGGCCUGACCAGCACGGGGCUGACGCCCACACAGCUGCUGCCUCAGCAAGGCCUCACCCUUAACGCCACCCUGGGGUUGCAGGUUCUGGCCACUAACCCCACCUCCCAGAGCAGCGGCCCACAGACUCAGGUACCAGGAUUGCAGAUUGUCAAACCCGCCGUCAUCCCCUCCCUCAGCCCCCUGUCCACCCUCAGUCCUCUUCCUGGUUCCUCUGAGCGGCAGGGGAGUCCUGACGCCGCGGCAGCUCCGUCGCUCCAAACCGGCGAGCUGGGUUCUUCGUCUUCGUCUGCCUCUCCAGCAGCUCCUUCUCUGAAGGUCAGCGGAUCUCCUGAGCCGACGGCAGGCAACGUCUGCGCAGAGAUCGCGGAGAAAACACCACGUCUGACGCCAUCGCCGGCCGAGGUGAGCCUGGCCAAGGUCGAGAAGGGGUCACCAGUAGAGGGAGCCAGUGAUCCUGCACCCCCGAGGCCGCCACCAAUGACAAGCUGGCAAAAAGUGAUUGAUGACAACGACGACGUGUCCAGUGACGAUGAGGACAGACUGGUCAUUGCCACCUGAAGGACUCUGGUUUGUCCCCUCCUCUUCCUCCUCCUCCUCCUCCUCCUCCUCCUCUUCUUCCACCACUCUUACUCCUCGUCUUUCUGCCCCUCCUUCCUAUUUUUGGAAUUCUCGUCACUUUGUAAGACUGAAAACACUUUUCAGGGCCUUGGUUUCUGACAAACAGCCCUUCUCAAAGCACAGAUGCUGACAUUCAUAUAAUUGUACGUGCAAUCACAUGAUAAUUAUAAUAAUGACCAAUCCUUUUUGUUUGUUUUUUUUUGAAAUGUUUAUUCGUCAGCUCCAGAAACUUUUUUUUUCUCCAGAUGAUUUGUUUUUGUACAUGUUGUAUAGACAAUUGUGCCUUUAUGGAGUUUCUUGUUUAGGAACCUGUCUGUAAAUAAUCCCCUCAUAAAUUCAGUAGUUGCUCGUGUUUUAUUUUAAAAAAACUAACAACGACAAAACAAAAACAAAACAAACACACACACAAAAAAACGACAAACAGCAAAGAUGGUAAAAGAGAAGUUUAACGACGCGGGAUGAAAGUCGGUUUUAUUUUUUAUUUUUCUUUCGUCAUUGGUAAAAUUGCUGAUAAUUCUAAAUGUCGUACUGGUAAAUGUACAUUUCUAUGGAUGAUGGGGCAGUGUUUCUGUGUACAGAUGUUGUGUUCAACUAUUUAUUAUAAUCCAUCUGGUGCCCGUUCUGAUUCACACGUCCAUAGAGUAUGUGCAUUAUAGUAGCUUUACAUUUCUGUAUCAAUAUUCUUAACUGUAUCAGUAAAGAUUUGUUUACAAACGAAAA